Molecule: messenger RNA, 1266 nt
Organism: Lizanozyma spartinae
Lineage: Eukaryota; Fungi; Ascomycota; Pichiomycetes; Serinales; Debaryomycetaceae
Gene: FAD2
Product: Fad2p
Exons: 1
Coding region: 1-1266 (421 amino acids)
Biological process (GO): lipid metabolic process
Molecular function (GO): oxidoreductase activity
Source: RefSeq, a predicted model, not a curated record
AUGUCUACUGGUCUUUCAACUUCUGGAUCCCUUACUGGGAACGCACUGGAAGGUACCACUAUCCAAAAAAGAGGCAACAUUGCCACUUUAAAGACUCAAUCCUCUAACUUGGUUGCGUUAGAUACUUAUGGUAAUGAGUUCAAGGCUCCAGAUUAUUCUAUUAAAGAUAUCUUACUGGCUAUUCCAACGCAUUGCUAUGAAAGAAGAUUAACUACUUCUUUCUAUUAUGUGUUUAGAGAUAUUCUCCUGUUGGUUACCGUUGGCUACAUUGGUAAUACAUUUAUUCCUUUAUUACCUUCUGUUUAUUUAAGAUUUGCCGCCUGGGGGGUUUACACCUAUAUCCAAGGUUUGAUCCUGACGGGUAUUUGGGUUCUUGCUCAUGAAUGUGGCCAUCAAGCCUUUUCUGAUUACGGAUUGGUCAAUGAUACCGUUGGCUGGAUAUUGCAUUCUUACUUGUUGGUUCCUUACUUUUCUUGGAAGUAUUCUCAUGGUAAGCAUCACAAGGCCACAGGUCACAUAACCAGAGAUAUGGUUUUCGUUCCCAAGACUAAGGAAAAGUUCUUGAAAGCCCGCCAUGCCUCUCGUUUGGAAGAAAUUGCUGGAGAUGCUCCUUUGUAUACCUUGAUGGACUUGUUAACUCAACAAUUGGGUGGAUGGAUCAUGUAUUUGUGGACCAACGUAACUGCUGGUCAAGGCUACGGGUUCUGGAGCCACUCUCAUUUUAACCCCACUGCACCUAUCUUUGAAACCAGAGACUACUGGUACAUUGUUCUUUCUGACUUGGGUAUUGCCAUUCAAUUGUUUGUUUUAUACAACUGGUAUCAAUAUUUUGGUGGAUUCAACUUGUUUGUUAACUGGUUUUUACCUUACAUUUUCACCAAUCAUUGGUUGGUAUUUAUUACCUUUUUGCAACAUACCGGACCUGAAAUGGCUCAUUAUGACGCUAAAGAAUGGAACUUUGCUAGAGGUGCAGCUGCUACCAUUGAUCGUGAAUUUGGUUUCGUUGGUGAAUACCUUUUCCAUGACAUUAUUGAAACCCAUGUCUUGCACCAUUAUUGCUCUCGUAUUCCCUUCUACAAUGCUAGAGAGGCUUCUGAAGCUAUCAAGAAGGUUAUGGGUACCCACUACAUGCACUCUGACGAAAACAUGUGGGUCAGUUUGUGGAAAUCUGGCAGAUGGUGCCAAUAUGUUGAUGGUGACAACGGAUUGUUGAUGUAUAGAAACACCAACAACUUGGGAAUGGGAACCAAGAACACUAAGGAUUAA